Pelobates fuscus (common spadefoot toad) is the source of this 3952-nucleotide messenger RNA. RefSeq lists its product as uncharacterized. The record is from RefSeq and is a predicted model, not a curated record. Bases 90 to 3890 code for a protein of 1266 amino acids. NCBI's taxonomy places the organism in Eukaryota, Metazoa, Chordata, Amphibia, Anura, Pelobatidae. Gene Ontology annotation, molecular function: protein binding. Gene Ontology annotation, cellular component: SCF ubiquitin ligase complex. Gene Ontology annotation, biological process: SCF-dependent proteasomal ubiquitin-dependent protein catabolic process. The transcript has 15 exons.
CAUACCUUCGCUCUGCUCUCGGGAUGCAUGAGUGAUCGGAGCGCAUCGAUACCUUUUCUGCAGGGGCCUAAAUAGCUACACGGAGAGAGAUGGAACAAACAGGACCUAAAGCAGCUGCACCACCCAGCGAGCUUAACAUCAUAGACACACCACGAACAAGUCAUCUUAAAUUUCUUCGUGAAAAACGAUUAAACUACUUCAAUGGAAAACAGUCUACGAGCACCCUCUCUAGCUCUCGGGAAUCACCCCGUUCUGGCAGUAAUGUAAGCAUGGUUUUCCAGCAACCUAAAAGGAGUAAAACACCCAGAAAAUGUCGUUCUGCACCUUCCUCUCGAUUGGAACAAUCUUCUUCAAUAUCUAAUGGCCGUCCAAAGUUUACCGAUCUAGCCGUAGCAAAAACUUUAAGUCAUACACCAGAAAUAACACAGUCACCAUUAGCUCAGGCUGAAGUGUGCACAAGUGAGCCCUCUACUCAACGGAGUCUCCUAAGAAGUAGCUUCAUUUCUGGUUUAGAUCAGGAACUCUUAGAAGAUAGCUCUGUUCCAGAAGCUCAGAAACUUCAGCAUGUGAUGACCUGGGCUAAAAAGUUUUUAAACCAGUGGAAUUGUGAUGAUAGUUUACAAAAUGUUUCAAUGUUAUCCCAAGACAAUGUUUCCUUAAAAAGUUUAGCUAUUCCAGUAAUGAGUACUAAUGAAGGAGCCAGACAACCGUUUUCUUACACAACUGCUAAUCCAUCAGACAGACUACCUUUAAAUAAGUCUAGAAUUGCCUCUAUUGAUUCAUCUUUUAAUCCCCUUUACAAUAAAGAUACAUCACACUAUAUGCCCGAAGAGUUAAAGGUCUUGUCUUCUCUAAGCAAAUCUACUAAAUGCGAUUUGUCGAUAGAUUCUGACAUCAUCCAAGCUAAAACACAACCUUCAUUUCAAGCUAAUGAUAAAGAAUUGUUUGUGCAUAGUGGACAGGUAGCAAAAAGACACAGUCAAAUUUCAAGGAGCACAACAGAGAUGGAUUCCCUAUCAUCUGAGUGGAAUGGCGUUAGAAAUAGAAUGCAUCCUAGAGACAGUUUAAAUGUGACUAUUCAACAUGCUUCUGCUCACCAUAAAAAUUAUUUUACAGACCCUUACAUUCAAAUAUUUUCUCCAAAGGUCAAACACGGAUUCCACCCAAAUACUUCAAGUAAUCAAAAUGACAUUAAUUUGAUAAAACAAAUACAUCUUGGCAGGGGACAAGACGGUAAUGAAGAAGAAGAGGAUAUGUCUAUGGAUUUUUCAAAGUAUGCACAAUUAGACUAUGAUUCUGAUAGUACUAUAACUGAAUCCGUAGGAAGCGCAAGUGGCAAUUAUCAUGAAAGAGAAGAUGGACAAAGUUCCUCUAUGUCAAGUCUUGAUACAGAAAGACUUAAUGAUUUUCUAGUAAAUUUGGAAAAGCUUCAUAAAGAAUCAGAAAUAACACAUCGGUCCACAUUAGAAGAAGAUGGGUUGAGGACAGACCGAACUUUCUUUGUGAAAAAGUUUGUGGAGUCUAAUACUCCAAGGCGAUACAUAUCAUCAAAAGAAGCAGGCAGUUUAUAUAGUCCAGCCAUUGAGAACCAAUCCUAUUCAGCUCACUCAGCUAAAUAUUUACAAGAGAAUUCUAAAACCAAAUUGCACAAAGUGUGCCCAGUGUGCAGUUUCACCUCUGAAACAAACUCAAGCUGGUGUGCAGGGUGUGGGUCUGUUUUGUUUGUCACCCAAAGUCAAAUUCCUACAGAUGCUUCAGAAAAAAACUCACAAGUAGCAAAAGGAACGUUACUAGAUGAAAUGUUUGUUUCCACUAAUAUUACGAAUUCCCAAAAUAACUUAGAAAACAAACCUUCAUCAACUUUGAAAGAAAAAGAAAGUAAAAGAGUACUUUGUUGGGAAGAUGGUUCAGAUAUAACCUCUGACAGUGAUGGAAGUGUGUUGGAAAAAUAUUUAUUUUAUGUAAACAAGCUAGAAAAUCUAAAAAUUGAAGAACAAAAAAAGACAAGUGAUAACAUAUCAACCACUAAUUCAAAUGAAGUGUCAAGUGAAGAUGAGUCCUCUGUAGACCUUCGUGGACCACAUUUACAUUCUAGCCCAACCCAGUACCGUGUAUUCCAGAUAGAUGACAAAAGUGAUUCAGAAGAAAGUGAAACACAGUUUUUGGGAGCUACAAAUGCUCUAGUAUCACCUGGUUCAACCUAUCCUGAAGCACAAGCAAAUGUAAAUAAUCAUAAUUUGUUUACGAACAACUUAAAGGACAUUCAUGGAACUACCAUUAAAGGUUCAGUAGAUAGAAAGCUGCAAAAGUCCUCAUAUUUGCCAUCCAGAAUCACUGGCCCUAUCAGGUACUGGGAGAAGUCCAGCAUUGCAUGGUCUUCAUACACACACGGAGAGCUGAAACCAAGGUCGGCAUGUCUUCAAAGGCCAGUUUCUGCUGAAGCCACAAAGAAGAUGCCUUACAAUAAGUAUGAAGGGGAUAAUAAUUCAGAUCAUCAUGCUUACAAGAAAAUAAACCAUAGUGAAAGACCAACCAAAAUUUCCCCUGCUGAUGUUGCUGACUAUCAAAACAGUGCAGUUGCUUACAUGAAGACAACAAACGCAUCGGCUAUCAGUGAGCAUCUUAGUAAAAGAAAAUGGAAUGGGGUAUCCGAGAUGAAAAACUGGGACUUAGAAGGUGACCGUGGCUCUUUGUGGCUUCAUCUCCCUGACGAGCUGUGGAUAUGCGUAUUUUCUAACCUGUCUCACAAAGACCUUUCAAAUGUUGCUCAAGUAUGCCAGAGGUUUCGGCUCAUUGCAAAUGAUGACAGUUUAUGGAAGGUAAUUAAAAUUACAAAUUGUCACUCCUUGAAUGACACCUCCCUGACCACCAUAGGACGCCAUCACCCAAAAUCCUUGUCGCUGUAUCGAUGUCAUGAUGACAACCAGUGCAUUACAGAUAGUGGCCUUGGAAACCUGUUUCAGAACUGCAAGGAUUCUCUCAUGACCCUGGAGAUCACACAUUGCAGUGGCCCAAGAUUUGAUGGAGAUACAAUUUUAUUUCAUACAAGUAAAUACUGUAGCCAGAUCACCUCCCUGGAUAUUAGCUGGACAGCAGCCACUGAUAAAGGUGUCAUUGCUCUUGUUGAGUUCACUGCAUGCUUGAAAUCACUGUCCGUGAAUGGUUGUAAGAUUUCUGACCAUGCAAUCUGCAAUUUAGUGAAAAAGCAUUGUAACAGUCUUAUUAAAUUAGAAGUGUUUGGGUGCCACGAGCUUACUUCAAGAUGCUUGUGUUCUGUGGCCACCGAGUGUACACAUCUGCAAAUCCUCAACAUUGGCAGAGUACCAAAAGUCACUGAUACGUGUUUGGCCAAGAUAGCAUCCAACCUCCACCAAAUGACUACUCUUAAUGUGACAGGUAUUAAUACGGUACGAGACCGCACAGUUCAUUAUAUUGUGAAGCAGUGUUCCAAGCUUGAGAAUCUUACACUCAGCUCAUGUUGUCAAGUAACAGAUGUCAGCUUGGUGGAAAUUAGUACAUACCUGCAAACAAUCAAAUAUCUUGAUUUAAGUGGAUGUAAAAAGGUAACAGAUAUAGGAAUCCAAGCAUUGGCAAGAAGUUGCCGACAAAUUAGUUACCUGGAUCUCAGUUCGACAGGAACAGGAAAAAGAGGUAUUUGCUUGUUGGCCAGUUAUUGCUACAACAGUCUGGAAUGCCUUAAGCUCAGUUUCUGCAAGGAAGUCACCCCAGAUGCUAUUGAAAAGCUGUGCAAAAAUUGUAAACGGUUGAAGGUCCUCCAUCUUUACGGUUGCCGCAUAUCUCAAGAUCUUGACCAUAUCAAAAGAUUUAGUGAAAAUUCCAAGAUAUUUCAUGAUCUGUCAAUUCCAACCGCAAAUAUUUUAGGAGAAUAAAGAAAUGCUACCUAUAAAAAAAUGAUUGUUAUUUAAUACAGUUUCAGUGAGCAUGUAUUAUU